Molecule: messenger RNA, 975 nt
Organism: Juglans microcarpa x Juglans regia
Lineage: Eukaryota; Viridiplantae; Streptophyta; Magnoliopsida; Fagales; Juglandaceae
Product: 2-hydroxyisoflavanone dehydratase-like
Exons: 2
Coding region: 1-813 (270 amino acids)
Molecular function (GO): hydrolase activity
Source: RefSeq, a predicted model, not a curated record
AUGAAAAGUUUUAGUGUCCUGCUUUUCCUCCCGAAACACAGCCAACCCAAACAAAAACUUCCCAUCUUGGUCUACUUCCAUGGCGGAGCCUUUUGCAUCGAAUCCGCCUUCUCUGACCACCACCAGUACCUUAACAGUUUGGUUUCUCAAGGCCAAGUGGUUGCUUUAUCAGUGGAGUAUAGGUUAGCUCCUGAGCACUCUCUCCCCAUUGCUUAUGAAGAUGGCUGGGCUGCCCUACAAUGGGUUGCUUCACACUCCAUCGACAAUGGUACUGUCGAGAAAGAGCCAUGGUUGGCAAAUCAUGGCGACUUUAAAAGGUUUUUUACCGGUGGUGACAGUGCAGGAGCAAAUAUAGUACAUAACGUGACCAUGCGGGCCGGGGUUGAGGGUUUGCAUGGGGGCGUUAGGAUUCUAGGAGCUUUUUUUACCCACCCUUUCUUCUUGGGUUCAAAGUCAAAAGGAUCGGAGAACUCUAGCGUAGAGGACGAGAACCCAUCCCCAUCUUCGUUUUGGGACUACAUAUAUCCUGGAGCACCUGGUGGUAUUGAUAAUCCAGUGAUAAAUCCAGUCGUUCCAGGAGCACCAAGUUUGGCGGGACUUGGUUGCUCUCGGUUUCUCGUGUCUGUCGCUGAGAAGGAUGGGCUGAGGGAUGGGGGUGUUUGUUACUACAAUGCGGUGAAAGAAAGUGGGUGGAAAGGAGAGGCGGAACUAGUUGAAGUGGAGGGAGAGGAUCACGCCUUCCAGAUUCUGCAUUUUGGGUCUGCGAAUUCUAAGAAUUUGAUCAAACGCUUGGCUUCCUCUCUCCUCAAAUAAAAUCAUGAUCUUUUGUGAUGUUUUAUGAGCGCUUGCUUUCUUUCUAGUCUUUUUAGGCCUUGGUUUCGCGAAUGCUUGGAAGCUCGAGCUUUAGAUGAUGCUCGAAUGAAAUAAAAAUAGAGAAGGCAGGCCCCGCCACGAUUGUCGUUUGUAAAACAGCUU